AUGGAGCCACCAAAACUUGAGUACUCGACUCAAGGUCCACACGUCCGAAAAAUUCUGUAUUAUCUGGACAUUGAAGACGAUGAUAGUGAACAGAAAGACCCUGAUGCCCAAACAGGGUCGUGUUCAUCAACCGAACUGCAGAGUAAGAGCGAAGCGAUUGGCUCAUCUUCUGCCAAUCACGGAAGCUGCUUCAUAAAGUGGUUUAAGGACCCAGAAAAGUUGAAAAAGGAAUAUCGUGUGCUCCGCAAGAUGUCACACAAGAACAUAAUACCACUUAUAGGAAUUCACGAACCUCCGGAAGGCCACCUGCAUGGUCUUGUCCACUCCAUCGGCAUCAUCCAUCGUGACAUAAAACCCGAGAACGUGAUGAUCGGCGACAACCACGAGAUGCUGUUAAUCGACUUUGAAAUUAGUGUUGCACUAGAGCCAGGCGAAGACGAUCUGGUUCGAGGAACACUUGGAACACCUGCGUUUCUCGCUCCUGAAUGCACUCAAGCCACUGGAGAAGCUUAUUCUGGCAAAAAGGCAGAUGUCUGGUCUGCUGGAAUCACUCUAGCCUAUAUGCUCACCGGCAAGCUACUGUACGACGGCCUUACCAAGUACGACGUCAUGGAGGCCAUCAGAACGGAGCCUAUUGAUGUUAGAAAGUGGACAAUCAGCGAGGAAGUCGUCGAUUGUCUAGCUUGUGCUCUUUCCAGGGAUCCAGAUGAACGCCACAGUGCUUUGAAGCUCAAGGUACGCUUACUCCUGGACUGGUUAUUUGUAAUGUUGCACUAA
Molecule: messenger RNA, 777 nt
Organism: Mesocestoides corti
Lineage: Eukaryota; Metazoa; Platyhelminthes; Cestoda; Cyclophyllidea; Mesocestoididae
Source: the annotation of a GenBank genome assembly